Messenger RNA from Tachysurus vachellii, 5282 nucleotides. Its product is annotated as NEDD4-like E3 ubiquitin-protein ligase WWP1. The record is from RefSeq and is a predicted model, not a curated record. Gene Ontology annotation, molecular function: ubiquitin protein ligase activity; protein binding. NCBI's taxonomy places the organism in Eukaryota, Metazoa, Chordata, Actinopteri, Siluriformes, Bagridae. Gene Ontology annotation, biological process: ubiquitin-dependent protein catabolic process. Bases 237 to 3002 code for a protein of 921 amino acids. The transcript has 25 exons.
UUAGAGGUUAUGGGGAAAACAGCGUGUGUGUGAAGCUGUCACUCAGAGUGGCCUGAGAAAUGGCGCAGUCGUAGCCCGGUCAUCCCCGGCACUCAGACAUCACACACACACACACAGACGCAGGAUAAAAGGAAACACACCGCCAACUCCGGCCUCGUGGUAACCAUGGGCCACGGUGUGGGCUGAGGAUCCGGAGGGCUUUACACACACCUACUGCUUCCACGUCUGUGUAUGACAUGGCCACGGCCCCAUCCAGAUCAGACUGUCGCAAUAACCACGGAAGGACAUCUCAGCUCCAUGCCAUCGUUUCAUGUGCCAAACUCAAGCGGAAGAAGAACUGGUUCGGUGCAGCGGCCAUUUACGUGGAGGUGACGGCGGAAGGAGAGAGCAGGAAGACGACCAAGUCUCACAAUCCCUCCAGUCCCAAGUGGGACGAUCGCCUCACCCUGAAUGUAACGCCACACUCACAGUUGGAGUUUAAAGUAUGGACCCAUCACACUUUAAAGGCAGAUGCUCUGCUAGGGAAAGCCACUCUGGACCUGCACCAAGCCCUGGAGCAACACGACAGGAAACUUGAAAACGUAAAGGAGGUGCUGAAGCUGACUCUGGAGAAUAAAAAUGGCGUGAUGACCUCCGGAGAGCUCACGGUCAUCCUGGACGGUCUCGCCGUCGACCAGGAACCUCUACACAACGGAAACGCCGCCACUACGACCAAAGUUCAGCAGAACGGAGAUGCCAUUCAUGAGAACGGGGAAGAAAACGCCAGAGCUCAGGACUGCUCGGUGAACGGAGUGGAAAGCGAAGCCCCGUCCACCUCCUCUGGCAACAGCGAUGGCAGCACUGCCCCUGUUGUCAACGGCGACGUGGAGUCCACACCCACACACCAGACAGCUUCGUCUACCACGCACCCUGCCGACAGAAGCGUGCCAAGUGCGACUGUCAAUGGGGAGAACUCUGUGGAUGCUGCUUCAGAAGAGCUGGUGCUGCCCCCUGCUGGUGGGACCGAGGAAGAAAACGACCCUUCCUCGAUUCUCUCUUUAACCUCCAACUCCUCUCCACACCAGCCUGCAGUCGAAUCCUCCAGCACACAGCCCAGCACCGAUGCUGCCUCCUCUUUGCCCUCUUCAUCGUCUGCACCCAGUCAGGCAGUAGCUGCUGAUGGUGGUGGCGGUGCGGCUGCUGCUUCGUCCUCCAGCUCCGCAGCAGACGCUGCUUCAGGCACCAGCACAGUCACAGACGCAGCCAAACCUCGACAGCAGCAACCCAACGUCAGCACUUCAGACCCCUUGCCCUCAGGGUGGGAACAGAGGAAGGACCCGCACGGCCGAACCUACUACGUCGAUCACAAUACGAGAACCACAACGUGGGAACGACCGCAGCCGCUGCCCCCAGGCUGGGAAAGGCGAGUGGAUACCCGUGGCCGGAUCUACUACGUAGACCACAACACGCGGACCACCACGUGGCAGCGGCCGACCAUGGAGUCGGUGCGUAACUUCGAGCAGUGGCAGUCCCAGAGAAGCCAGCUACAGGGAGCUAUGCACCAGUUCAACCAGAGAUACCUCUACUCGGCUUCAAUGAUGUCUGCAGAAAACGACCCCCUGGGUCCACUACCUCCUGGUUGGGAGAGACGCGUGGAUUCAAACGAUCGAGUGUAUUUCGUCAAUCACAACACAAAGACCACGCAGUGGGAAGACCCUCGAACUCAAGGGCUGCAGAAUGAGGAUCCUCUGCCCGAAGGCUGGGAGAUUCGUUACACGAGAGAAGGUGUGCGUUACUUCGUAGAUCACAACACUCGCACCACGACGUUCAGUGACCCAAGAACCGGCAAGUCCUCAGUCACUAAAGGGCCACAGAUCGCGUACGAGCGCAGCUUCCGAUGGAAACUAGCUCACUUCCGCUACCUGUGCCAGUCCAACGCGCUACCCAGUCAUGUUAAGAUCACAGUCUCUAGACAGACCUUGUUCGAAGACUCUUUCCAGCAAAUAAUGGCUCUGAAGCCGUAUGACCUUAGGAGAAGGCUUUACAUCAUUUUCAGAGGGGAGGAAGGACUCGACUACGGAGGCCUUGCCAGGGAGUGGUUUUUCCUUCUCUCUCAUGAAGUCCUCAACCCCAUGUACUGUCUGUUCGAGUAUGCGGGAAAGAGCAACUACUGUCUGCAGAUAAAUCCUGCAUCCACCAUCAACCCAGAUCACCUGUCCUACUUCUGCUUCAUCGGCCGCUUCAUCGCCAUGGCGCUGUUUCACGGGAAGUUCAUCGAUACAGGUUUCUCUCUGCCCUUUUACAAGCGCAUGCUCAACAAGAAGCUCCUCCUUAAAGACCUGGAGUCCAUCGAUCCAGAGUUCUACAACUCUCUCAUCUGGAUCAGGGACAACAACAUAGAGGAGUGCAGUUUGGAAAUGUACUUCACUGUAGAUAUGGAGAUUCUGGGCAAAAUUACGUCCCACAACCUGAAACCAGACGGCGAUAACAUUCUGGUGACAGAGGAGAACAAGGAAGAGUAUAUCGGGUUGAUGGCCGAGUGGCGAUUCUCUCGGGGUGUUGAGGGUCAGACCAAAGCGUUUCUGGACGGCUUUAACGAGGUGGUUCCUCUGCAGUGGCUGCAGUACUUUGAUGAGAAGGAGUUGGAGGUGAUGCUGUGUGGGAUGCAGGAGGUGGAUCUGCAGGACUGGCAGAGGAACACUGUGUAUCGUCACUAUACCAGGAACAGCAAACAGAUCAUGUGGUUCUGGCAGUUUGUGAAGGAGGUGGACAACGAGGUCCGAUUGCGACUGCUGCAGUUCGUCACGGGCACCUGCAGACUUCCUCUGGGGGGUUUCGCUGAACUCAUGGGGAGCAACGGACCUCAGAAAUUCUGCAUCGAGAAGGUUGGCAAGGAGACUUGGCUUCCCCGGAGUCAUACAUGCUUUAAUCGCCUGGACUUGCCCCCGUACAAAAGCUUCGAACAGUUGAAAGAGAAGCUCCUCUUCGCCAUCGAGGAAACCGAAGGAUUUGGACAAGAGUAGAGAACUGUCCUCUCUGCUGCAGAGCUUCCGGCAGAACGUUGGAAAAAUAAACGACGACGACAAAAAAAAAAAAACCACAAGAAAAGAAAAUUGCACAGAGAACUAUCAAUGUACAUAAGCUAUUUUGUCAUUUUAAACCAAAUCUUAAUCUGAAACCUCAUUUAGCAAUCUCCAUAACAUUAUUCCCCGUGAUUAUGCAAGCAUUUUAGCUUCUUCUUCUUCUUUUUUUUUCUUUUUAAAAGCAAAAAUUUAAAUACGAUAAUUUUUUUUUUCUUUUUCUUUCAAGGGGAUUGUCUCAAAAAAAAAAAAAAAAAAUCUGAGAGGAUUUUAUAACUAAACCAUAACUACGGCUCUAGUUUUAUAGAGCUCUUAAAGAAUAAUUGUAGUGUUCAGUCCGGUGCCUGGGUUUUUUCCCUGCUUAUUUUAUUUUAUUAAGAGAAAAAAUAAGAUUUUUUUGAUCUUUAGUUGUGUUUGUGCUGCAGUUGCAUGGCUGUCUCUGGAGAAGAACCUUCUCCUCCUCCUCCUCCUCCUCCUCCUCCUCCUCCUUCCUCAGCCCAUCCCCGCCCCAAGAUAAACUAAACUUCAUGCAGUAAAUCCGUUAUCCACAUGGCAAUAUCAUCCAAAAACAGUAUUGCAGUUGUCACUUUAGACCAAAAGUAUUUUAUUUCCUCCCUCUCUCUCUCUCUCUCUCUCUCUCUCUCUCUCUCUCUCACUUCAGCUGCUGCACAUUUAGCAUACACUUUUUAGAUAAAGACCUCCCAAGGAAAGGAGAACCCGCUCGCUCACUUGCAUGUCUUGGCUGUUCAUUUACACCGACGGCUUUUAAUCAGGUCUCUAGAUCCAUCGUUAGACUACUGCGGAGACUGGAACGAUUUUUAGUUUUUAUUUUUAGCAUAAUUAGAGAAGCUAGAAGGCUGAGCGAAAACUCUGCUGCUUGAAACGUCUACCGUCGUUCACUCGGCUUUUAGGAAUCAAGUUUUAAAUGACCAGAUUUUUUUUUUUUUAUCUGAAGCAGAAACAAUGGAUUGCAGAUUCAUCAGAUCGUUAGAUUAGAGAAUCGGAUUCGGACGUACGUCAGGAUCCUUCGUGUUCAUCGACAUGCUUGUGGGGACUGACCACAAGUUCACUGUGGCAACAAAAUCACUGUGUCCUGAGCUGUGAGGAUUUGAAAUAUGAAAUGAAAACUCCACCCUGAAUGAUUCGCCUAUUAAUCUGUAUCAUGCACCUCAUUUUAUAGCUGCAUCCAAGAUUUAUUUUGUAAAGAAAUCCCAGUUCGAGUCUCUUUCAUCAGUGUUUGAGCAGCUCUGGUGGGAUUUAUCCGUCGCUUCAUCUGUAGCUAAAGAGAGCAAUGGAGCGGCGCUUUAAUCCUUUUCUUCAAUCCUGUCUUUAAUCCGCUCUCUUACUCGUCUGUAUACUCCAUUUAAACAGCUUCCAUGCUAGAUGCUAGACACCACAAAGCCAUCGUCAUCUUAUAGAUCACCACCCAGCAGAUUCCAGCCUUUGUGCCAAGAUUUGCACUACUUCUGCAUCUCGUGAAUAUGAGGAUGCUGGAAAUUGGUGACCUGGAAGAUCCUGUUAUUUAGUUUUAAGAAGCAAUAUCGGAGUUAUCGCAUGCAACAGGUUUUUUUUUCCCCCCUUGUUAAAAUGCCCAGCAUUGUCCCCUUGUGACUUCGGCGAGGAAGACAAACCUCAUAUGUCUCACAGGAAUAAUAAUAAACGCACCACAGCCCAAAACAACACAUUUCAGGAUGGAGUUUUCCUUUCUGCAAAUCGACCCUUAACAGACCACCAUGCACUUGCUCUCGAUGGCCAACAGCCCGUGGGUUUGUCUUUGACAUCUAGUUUUUGACACCUCUGUGUGUGUGUGUGUGUGUGUGUGUGUGUGUGUGUGUGUGUGUGUGUGUGUGUUAAGCCUCUAUGCCAGGCUUUCACAGCUCUACUCAUCUUACCUCUGUUUCCUUUCAUUUAUUCCUCACCCGUAUUUUUUUUUUUUUAUUUUUUCAUCGACGACGCGAACACGCAGAUCGUGAAAAACAGCUACAAUAGCGAACACUGAACAUUUUCGACUGUGGAGUACGAAGCUUGAAACUAAAAACCAUGUAACUAACCGACGUCACUUUUUAACUUGUUCAAGUUUGUUAAAUGAGGAUGAGAUGUUGCCAUUUACAAAACAGGAAAAAAUCCAUUGUACCCUCAUUUAAAAAAAAAAAAAAACAACUGAAAUGCCAGUAUGUGAUUAUUUGUGCAUUAGAAAUAAAGACAUUUUCUAUUUAAGCGAGA